UGAGAAAUGAGGUUAAGUAUAAAAACUUUUGUUGAUGGUACUUGUGUGAUCCUAAAAAAAAGUCCAGAAGCUAAAAUGCACAAACUAAAGCAAUUUUUAUUAAUAUUCCUCUUCGCCACUUUCCUCGUAAUAACAGAAUGUCACAACAAGUAUUCCAAAGAUUCCAAUAAUGUGGAAAAGCAGGAGGAAACUGAAAAACCCGCUGUCGACUUGAGACACAUCUCUUUGAAGCACUUGGAUAGACCGUUUAGGAUGGCCAAAUUGAACUUGUUAUGGUCUAAAGCAGUUCAUAGAUUAACUGACCCUAAACUCCAAUCUCUAUUUGGCGAGUUAAAACUUCACGAUAAAGAAGAAAUUACAUGGAAACACUUGAGAGCUGAAGGCAAAGACAAGGACGGCCUAAAGGAAGCAAAACUACGCGAUAAGCUAAAGACAAUCAUGACAAAUUAUGGUUUACUAGAUCAGAUUGAUGAUAUUGAUGAUGAAAAGAAGGUUUUCCCUUACAAGGCCCUUAAUGAAGCAUCUGAUAAACAUAUAAACAAAAGCCUAUUUAAAGACAAAAAACUAAAUAAAUUAUGGGAAAAGGCCGCCAUGGCGGGUUUUAGUAAAGACGAAUUGUCAGCUUUACGUGAAGAAUUUCACCAUCAUCAAGAUAAAAUUGAUCAGUAUUAUUCCUUACUUUAUAAAGUGAAAGGUGAUCCAAAUGAUCACAUUGAAGAAAGAGAACUAAAUUCUCUGGAUGAAUCUCUAGAUAAAUACAAUAAAAUUGAAAUAAUGGAAGAAAAGGAACCUAAUAAAGAUUACUUGGAAAAAGCUAACAUGAUUAGAGACCAUCACAAACAAAUCAAAGACGGUUUUGAACAUUUAGAUCGAUUAGCUGCUGCAGGACCUGCUAGUAAAGAAUUUGUUGAACCUAAAGUACAAGGUUUAUGGAGAAUUGCAGUUGAAAGUAACUUCACCAACUCCGAACUGCAAUCUUUGAAAACGGAAUUGUUCCAUUACGAAAAUAGGUUGCUCAAAUUGCGUCAUUUGCAAGCAGAGCAUGCUAUAAACGAGGACAAACAUUUAAAAAAGCAAAAAUAUUCUGGCGGAAAAUCCAACGGCCACAAACUGAUGGAGGACAACAUCAAGAAGCACGCGAGGAAAGUGGAUAAGAUUCAUCUUGAUAUUGAAACGAAAAUUAUGCAAAGGCAUAUUGAACUGUAAUAAUUUAGGAAUCUCAAAAAAAAUUAUUUGCCAAAGUUGAUCAUUAUUUUUAUGUAGAAUAAUUGUGCAUUUAUUUUUGUGUUUGUUGUUUAUACUAAUAAUUAUUUAAUUAUAUAAAAAUCGUAAUAAUAUUGAAAACUGGAUAAAAUAAAUAUUGUUGCAAAUUGUGCGAAAUUGAGACUGGAAAAUCCACAGGUUGGUAAUCGAUGAAAGAUUUUAAAUUGAAAUUGAAAGAUAUCGAAACUGAAAAGGAUAUUUUUUUACUUUACCUGGCUUUACUUCCAAACUCCACUCAGUUGGCCAGCUCUUGCAGGAAGUUCAAGUCCAAUGCAAAGGAGUACAAACGAAACAGUUUUAAUUGAACCGGUCGCGGCAAACGAUAAAACCGCAGGUCUAUUCUCUCGAACUAAGGACUUUGCAGCUAUCCUUUUUCAGUGUGCGCGCAUUUUUAAAAGCCAAAUUUAGCAAAGUCAUAUCAUUUCUUAGGCAUAUAGCACGCGCAAUUCAAUUAGAAUUAAAGAAAACAAAAAUAAAGAGAAGAAAAAACGAAUCCAUUAUCAUUCCUAAAUAGGAUUUGACAUCUUAAAUACCCAAUUUAACCUACAACUAUAUGCAGGGCGCGAAGAUGAAACUGAUCACAAACUAUUGAUGUCAACCAUAGCCUCAAUGAACGGGAUUAAAAUGGGUAUAUCUACUGAUUUCUUAAAAAAUAAAGCAAUAAAAACUGAAAUUAAAAAAUCUCUUUAAUUUUUGAAAAAAAAACCUAAAUAUUAAAGAGAGACUAACAGAGAAGACUCUAUAUAAAAAUUAUUAAUCCUUUUUGCUUGAUCCUUUGUACUCAAUCCAAUCAACAAACCCGUCAAAAUUCUUAUCACUCUCCUGUAAAAAUUCAUCCACCAUAUUCGAUAAGAUUUUAUCAUCGUAAUGUUGACCGAUUUUCUCAUGCGUACCCGCGUUUUUAUCUUCUUC
This is a messenger RNA of Ceutorhynchus assimilis (cabbage seed weevil), 2175 nucleotides long. NCBI's taxonomy places the organism in Eukaryota, Metazoa, Arthropoda, Insecta, Coleoptera, Curculionidae. The record is from the annotation of a GenBank genome assembly.